ACCGGCGGUUUUGGGGUGGCGCCCGCCGGGUGGGUGCCCGGGCCGGGGCUGGGUGGGCGCGGCCGCCCUUGCGGUGCCCGCGGUGCGGAUUUACCGGAGCCGGUUCCCCGCGUGCUCCCGGCACGGGGGUCCCGGCAGUGCCGGGGCGCUCCGGGGCGCACCGGGCGGGCCGGUGACCUUGGCGAGCAGCCGGUCCUGCGCAGCACCGGCACCGGGGCAGGGCCGGGCCGAGCUCCCGGUGUCGCCCCCUGUGCGGAACCGCAGCGGCGGCACCGGCGGAGGUACCGGAGGAGGCACCGGCGGAGGCACCGGCGGGCCCCUCCCGCGGGCCGCACCGGGCACACGAUGCGCCCCCAAAGCCCCUGGGCCGCUGCCCCCGCGGCGCUGCUGCUCCUCGCCGCCCUGGCCGCCCCCGAGGCGCUGCCCGGGGCCCGCGGCAGGAAGAAGGUGGUUCAUGUGAUGGAGGGGGACAGCGGGGCCGUGGUGGUGCAGACGGCGCCGGGCAAGGUGGUGACCCACCGCGGCGGCACCAUCAUCCUGCCCUGCCGCUACCACUACGACGUGUCCGCGCACGACCCGGCCGAGAUCCGCCUCAAGUGGACCAAAGUGACCGAGCCCAUGGACUUCGUGGACGUGUUCGUGGCUCUGGGCAAGGCCCGCCGGGCGUUCGGGCCCUACCGGGGCCGCACGGCGCUGCAGGAGGACGGCGCGGGGGACGCGUCCCUCAUCAUCCGCAACGUCACCCUGCAGGACUACGGCCGCUACGAGUGCGAGGUGACCAACGAGCUGGAGGACGACACCGGCGUGGUCAAGCUGGACCUCGAAGGCGUGAUCUUCCCGUACCACCCGCGGCUGGGCCGCUACACGCUGAAUUUCCGCGAGGCGCAGCAGGCGUGCCUGCAGCAGGACGGGAUCCUGGCCUCGCACGAGCAGCUGCACCAGGCCUGGCUGGAGGGGCUGGACUGGUGCAACGCGGGCUGGCUGCAGGACGGCUCCGUGCAAUAUCCCAUCGCCCGGCCCCGCGAGCGCUGCGGCCGCAAGGACACGCCCGUGGGCGUCCGCAGCUACGGCUACCGCCACAAGGAGAGCGAGCGCUACGACGCCUUCUGCUUCACCUCCAACCUCAACGGCAAGGUUUAUUUCCUGAAGACUUUCCGCAAGCUGAGCUACCCGGAGGCGGUGCAGGCGUGCGAGAAGAACGGCGCGGCGGUGGCCAAGGUGGGGCAGCUGUACGCGGCCUGGAAGAUCCAGCUGCUGGACCGCUGCGAGGCGGGCUGGCUGGCGGACGGCAGCAUCCGCUACCCCAUCGUCAACCCCCGCGCCCGCUGCGGCGGCCGCGAGCCCGGCGUGCGCAACCUCGGCUUCCCCGACAAGAAGUACAAACUCUUCGGCGUCUACUGCUUCCAAAAGGCCGGGCCGGCCCCGCCCGCGGCGGCCGCGGGGCUCCCCAAACGCGUGUGAAUGUGGGGAGCUCCGGUGGGUCCGGCCGGGGGUCCCCCCGCGCCCCGAGCCCCGCGCUGGGCGGGAGCUGCGGGCGGCCCCGCCGAGGGACGGAGCGGCGGCGGCGGAGCGGGCUCGGUGGCGGCCCUCGGUGGCGUUGGGGGACGGCGGGGCAGCGGGAGGGGACGGGUUUGGGGAGCCCGGCCGGGAGCCCGCACCCCGAGCCGGGGCUGGCUCCCCGCUCCCCGCAGCUCUCGCUUCCAGACGCGCCUGUUGCAUGCGCUAAAGGGCCGCGGAGCCCCCGCCCUCCUCAUCCUCCUCAUCCUCACCCGGCCCCGCGCUGACCCCCCGGGAGGUGCCGCCGGGCCCCCCAAAUCCCCUCACAGCGCUGGGCAGGGAGCGGGGGCGGCGGGUUUGGCUUCGGGCCGCGGCAGCCGGGGGGUCCCGCAGCCCCCCGGGGCAGCUCCUGCUUGGCUUGGCCGGGGCCGGGAGGGGCCGGGGGGCGGCGGCCGCCGCGCCCACCGGGCCGGGCACCGGCCGCAGGCUUUGGCAGCCCUGGACGUAGAUGAAAUAAAAGCUUCGGCCGCUUUGGAGAGCUGA
Messenger RNA from Taeniopygia guttata (zebra finch), 2040 nucleotides. It is a transcript of the gene HAPLN4, whose product is annotated as hyaluronan and proteoglycan link protein 4. The record is from RefSeq and is a predicted model, not a curated record. Gene Ontology annotation, biological process: skeletal system development; positive regulation of neuroblast proliferation; glial cell differentiation. NCBI's taxonomy places the organism in Eukaryota, Metazoa, Chordata, Aves, Passeriformes, Estrildidae. Gene Ontology annotation, molecular function: hyaluronic acid binding. Gene Ontology annotation, cellular component: synapse; perineuronal net.